AGGAUCCGCAGGCGCAGGUCUGCGGAGCGCGUGGCGGCGAAGGGGUGUUUCCACAUCUGUACAAUGGGUUGAGGCUUGGUAAGGACGAAGUUGAGAGAGUAGAGACCCUAGAGAAGGGCGAUGACGAUUGGGGUCAAGCGGUUCAUAGUGCUUCAUGGCUCGUUUGGUAGAUGCGCAGCAUUAUACACUGCGCCCAAGACUCAUGUGGCCAAAGAAUUAAUGAGAGAGACUGCGCGAAAAGUGUGCAUGAAUCUCUACGCAAAACCCAGAUUGCCGUUCAUUUGGAGGUGCUUUCGCUGCUAAAGCGCUCACUUUGCCACCAUAAUGGCAAACUGCUGCACAACGGCAACUCGGCAGACGAUGUGGAGCCUGAAUGUCUGGCAGUGAUUGGAAAGGACGAUAUGGAUACGGUAGAGUUCACGUAGAUCCCCUCGAGAAUCAUAGUGAAUGCAGGCGUUAACCUGCUAUUCCGGGACGUGGAACCAGACGGGGGAGUCCACACAUGGGCUGACAUGUGCACCACCCCCACAUUCUAUCCUCCAAACCCUUCUCAACCAUCCUUUGACCCCCUCAUACCAGUAACCGGACUCAUACCACAGCAAGGAUCUAUGUCUAGCGACACGAACGGCGCACAGCUCGUAGUAUUGUGUCAUUAUCGACACCGAGACCCACACCGAUUUACUUUCGGGUCAACAAUCCGUGCAUACGGUUAUCUAGUAGAAAAGAUCAAUUGUAUUUACGGUAUCGCACCGCAGUUCUUGAAAAUGAUUUGGAUGCACGAUGACUGCGACGAAUGUCCUAUCAAGAAUGAUGCCGAAUUUGACGACAUGGUUCAGCUUUGUUUUGGGAACAGUCGUGAUGGAGGGACCACUGUGUCUAUCCGUAUACACGACCAGUGUGGUGGGCUGGAGCCGUCAGUCUCAAGCCAUUCUGCACCUACGGUAAUCGCAGACGAUGCUGUCACCGUCAGCAGACAUGUUAGAUCUCCGAGGAAUGGGGAUGGAGACAGAAGAUCGAUUGGAAACACGCAGUCUGAUAUAUCAGGACCCCACGGCCAUACCAUACCCACCCGACCUAUGUCCCCUACCGUCGACAUCUCGGAUUCAGGUUUGGACGGCGAUAGGUCCAACUCCCAGCUGGACACGUCCGAAGAAUCGAGUAGCAGUUUCAUCCCUCCCACAUCCAUCAACUCAGACUCCGACACCAUGUCUGACGUGCUUUCAUUGGAGACUCUGAGUACAAAUGCUAGCCCCGUUCGGGCCGCAAAUACCUUGCUCAACGGAAUCACUAACUGCUCUGGGUGUGGUGGUGCAUUUGACCUCCUCCGUUACGUGUGCGACACAUGCGGAGAGAAAGGGUGUACUGCUGGGUCGCACUUCACACAUGAAUGCGUAGAUGGAGGGCUUCACUCUCCCGAUUAUUCGCCACUGCAGUCGCCAACAAGGUCUUCCUCGUCGACCUGUGUCCUAGAGUACAUGCUCUGUGUCGACUGUUUUAAUUCUCAUGGAUACGACCACACCAUGAGUAUGAGUACUCGCGCAGCAUCCAAUUCCCGGACGCAACUCAGGCAUGCAUUCUUUGAGCAAUUCUGUAUGGAUGGCUGCUGGGUCGACAUUGGGAAGAGGUGGGAUUGUGCGGUUUGCGAGGAUUACAUCUUGUGUCUGGCUUGUUACCGGCUCAGGUCAAGCACCAGUGUGGGAGAACUCUCGAUUGGAUCAUCCACUGACACUACAAGGCCAGCAGACGAAAAUCGCCGUUCAUGUAACGGGUGCAAGCAGCCCAUCAUCGGCGCUCAAUACCGGUGUGUUUCGUGCCCCUCAAAGUCGCCUUUGUACUAUCUGUGUGAUGAGUGCGAUCAGGUCUCAUUCAUACUUCAUGACCCUUGUCACAUCUUCGUCAAAAUCCGUGGUCUUGAUGGAGCCCGAGAAAUACCGUCGCUAUCUUCCAUUUCUGGAUUAUACAAAAGCCCUGCGGGUCCAUCGGUACAUACGAGUACAGCUGUGAAACACAAGCGCACGGUCUGCCAGCGCCAUCCUUCCCAUUCCAUCUCCGGCAAGUGGUUUCACUGCCCAACGUGUCCUGCAGAUUUGUGCAGCCAGUGUGAGGAGGAUGGGGCUCACGAUGCGUCGCAUGCGCUCAUCGUAUUCAAAGCCCCGGUUAACAUGGACCAUUUCAACAUUGACUCUGGCACCUUCAAGUCGGAUAGGUUGAUUUUCAGUUCCUGAUGUGUAUGAGUUUCUUCGUGUGCACUGUACUGCAAAGUAGUUACAUGCUGUAAAUUGCCCUGCUUACGUCAAUGUCCUGGAAGUGAAUAUAACCAACAACUUUUCCCACC
Heterobasidion irregulare TC 32-1 is the source of this 2335-nucleotide messenger RNA. RefSeq lists its product as uncharacterized. The transcript has 13 exons. Gene Ontology annotation, cellular component: amphisome; aggresome. Gene Ontology annotation, molecular function: protein kinase C binding; K63-linked polyubiquitin modification-dependent protein binding; zinc ion binding. Bases 513 to 2225 code for a protein of 570 amino acids. The record is from RefSeq and is a predicted model, not a curated record. Lineage: Eukaryota; Fungi; Basidiomycota; Agaricomycetes; Russulales; Bondarzewiaceae. Gene Ontology annotation, biological process: mitophagy; endosome organization; aggrephagy.